Messenger RNA from Eucalyptus grandis, 937 nucleotides. Its product is annotated as protein LURP-one-related 6. Lineage: Eukaryota; Viridiplantae; Streptophyta; Magnoliopsida; Myrtales; Myrtaceae. The record is from RefSeq and is a predicted model, not a curated record. The transcript has 3 exons. The coding region runs from base 48 to 674 and encodes 208 amino acids.
AAUAUCCACAAGAACGACCGGAUAAGAGGGCACAAGAUCAUUGAACGAUGGCAAUCGUGAGCAAGGUGUAUUGCUCACCGGUGGAGGCUGCCCUUGUCGUUCGGAGGAGGCCGCACGCUGUCGGCGGUGGAGGGUUCGUGGUGACAGAUUGCAGCAGCACACGAGUGAUUUUCCGGGUCGAUGGAUGUGGAGUGCUUGGUACGAGCAGCGAGCUUGUUGUUAGGGAUGGAGACGGAGACACCCUCCUCCUCAUCCGCCGCAAGGCAGGAGGGAUCAUUGAAGCAAUGAGCAUCCACAAGAAAUGGAAGGGCUACAUAUAUGACUAUGAAGGUUCCCAGAAGCUGGUGUUCAGCAUCAAGGAGCCCCAUUCAACAUCCUCAAUAUCAUGCUUCUCCGGGAGCUCAUCAUCUUCGGCUAUCAAAAUCUCUCUGGAGCCCAGGAAAAUCAACGGUCCAGAUGGGAUCUUCCACAUCAAGGGUCACUUCCCAGAUAGGGAUUGUAGCAUCGUUGACUCUGGAGGCAACCCAAUAGCACAGAUACAGAAAGAGAUGGGCGAAUUAAUGGCGAGCAAGGAUGUGUACCGUGUGAUCGUGAGGGCUGGAAUCGACCAAGCCUUUGUCUGUGGAGUCAUUGCUGUUCUUGACCACAUCUAUGGUGAAUCCACCGUCUGCUAAAAGUCAAGAACUGCCCAAAAGCCCUGAUCAUGAGAGAUUAUCCCAAUUCUCUCCCUGACAUCGUCUAUUUAUUCAUGUAAACACGCAUUAAGAUUUUUCUUACACGAAAGAAGUCGAGUAUGAUUCUGGUACAUCUGAUUCUUUAAAUGUACAGCAAGUCUUGGUUGGUGUAUUUGGAUGAGUAUGCUGAGUUGGAUGUUUAUACUGUAGGAGUUUAUACUGUACUAGUUAACCACGCAAAGGUCGAUGGAAUUUCUUUCUUU